Messenger RNA from Malaya genurostris, 3920 nucleotides. RefSeq names its product structural maintenance of chromosomes protein 1A (gene SMC1). Gene Ontology annotation, molecular function: protein binding; DNA binding; ATP binding. Gene Ontology annotation, cellular component: nucleus; chromosome; cohesin complex. Bases 111 to 3797 code for a protein of 1228 amino acids. The transcript is spliced from 5 exons. Lineage: Eukaryota; Metazoa; Arthropoda; Insecta; Diptera; Culicidae. Gene Ontology annotation, biological process: sister chromatid cohesion. The record is from RefSeq and is a predicted model, not a curated record.
UUUUAAUACAUUUUCAAAAGUGUGCAUAAGUUGACGCCAUUUGAUACAUUCAUUUGAUGCUGAAUUUGAAAUAAUUCCAGUGAAAAAAAAAAUUUAUUUGCUAUGCAACAAUGUUAACUUCGGCUUUUCUCCAGUUCAUAGAGGUAGAGAAUUUCAAGUCCUACCGUGGAAAGGUUACAAUAGGACCUCUGAAAAAAUUUUCCGCUGUAAUCGGUCCUAAUGGCUCAGGAAAAUCCAAUUUUAUGGAUGCUAUCAGUUUUGUUAUGGGUGAAAAAACCACGAGUUUACGUGUUCGAAAACUUAAUGAAUUGAUACACGGUGCGUCUAUUGGAAGGCCAGUAGCCAAUCGAGCUUCUGUGAUGGCAAAGUUUAUUAUUACCAAUAAAGAAGGAGAACAAAGCCAAAAAAGUUUCCAGCGAUCUGUUAUUGGUUCUUCAUCGGAAUACAGAAUCAAUGGGAGUGUGGUCGCUACCAAUACCUAUCUGCAAGAGUUGGAACAAAUCGGUAUUAACGUAAAAGCAAAGAAUUUUCUCGUUUUCCAGGGAGCCGUCGAAAGUAUUGCAAUGAAAAAUGCAAAAGAAAGGACUGCAUUAUUUGAAGAAAUUAGUGGUUCUGGUUUACUAAAGGAAGAGUAUAACAAGCUAAAACAUGAAAUGCAAAUGGCAGAAGAAGAAACUCAAUUCACUUAUCAAAAGAAAAAAGGUAUAGCGGCGGAAAGAAAGGAAGCUAAAUUGGAAAAACAGGAAGCGGAUCGGUAUGCACGCUUGAAACAGGAAUAUGGUGAAAAACAAAUACAAUAUCAGUUGUAUCGAUUGUAUCAUAAUGAGAAAGAAAUGAAACGCCUGAAUGAAGACAUAGAAAGUAAACAACAAGAGUUAGCCAUAGUUGAAAAAAAGAAAGAGGAAACCGACGAAGUUCUCAAGGAAAAGAAAAAAGAAGCAGGAAAAAUUGCUAGAGAGUUAGCAAAGUUCGAGCAAGAAAUCCGAGAAGUGGAGAGCGAAAUGAGUAAGAAACAUCCUAUGUUCAUCAAAGCCAAGGAAAAAGUGGCACAUACUAAAAAGAAACUGGAUGGAGCUAUGAAAACACUGGAACAAGCUCGUAAGGCUGACGAAGCACAUCAAGCUGAUAUUCGUAAACUUGAAGAUGAACUACAUGGCGUUGAAAGUAAAUUGAAAACGUUUGAAGAUGAAAUUGCAGGAGAAUCGAAGAAGCGUGGAAGUAAUAUUCAUUUGGAGCAGAAUCUGGUACAAGAAUAUGAUCGCUUGAAACAGAAAGCCGAUGCUACAUCAGGAAAAUAUCUUAUCAAAUUAGAUUCCGUUAAUCGGGAACAAAAAUCUGAUCAAGAUUUGCUUGAUAAUGAAUCUAAUAAAAAAGCACAGAUUGAAGAGAAUUAUAAAAAAUAUGAGUCUGAGAAAAAUGAAGCAAUCAAACGACAAGAAAAACUCAUUGAUCACAUCAAAUCCAGUAAACUUGCUUUGGAGGAGCAGAUUCGAUUGAAACAAGAGCUCAGUCAGGACGUUGGAUCGUCCAAAGAACGUAUUCUAGAACUGCAAGCUGAAUUGGAUAAUGUACGGGAGCAGCUCGGAGAUGCGAAAAUUGAUAAGCACGAAGACGCUCGACGGAAGAAAAAGCAAGAAGUAGUAGAAUUAUUCAAACAGGAGGUUCCCGGGGUGUACGAUCGCAUGAUCAAUAUGUGUCAACCAACCCACAAACGGUACAAUGUUGCCGUGACGAAGGUUCUUGGUAAAUAUAUGGAAGCUAUCAUUGUCGAUACAGAAAAAACUGCUCGCCGUUGUAUUCAAAUUCUGAAGGAAAAAAUGCUGGAUGUUGAAACAUUCUUGCCACUGGAUUAUUUACAGAAAAAACCGCUCAAAGAACGCCUAAGAAACAUUGAGGAUCCUCGAAAUGUGAAACUUAUUUAUGACGUGCUGAAGUUUAAUCCACCGCAGAUUGAACCAGCAGUUUUGUUCGCAACGAAUAAUGCAUUGGUCUGUGAGACACCGGAUGAUGCUAUGAAGGUAGCAUAUGAAAUUGACCGCAGUCGCUACGAUGCAUUGGCACUAGAUGGGACAUUCUAUCAGAAAUCCGGUAUCAUUUCAGGCGGUAGCCAUGAUUUGGCACGUAAGGCCAAACGUUGGGACGAAAAGCACAUGGCACAGCUGAAGGCACAGAAGGAAAAAAUUACCGAAGAGCUAAAAGAGGUGAUGAAAAAAACUCGUCGUCAAGGUGAACUUACUACAGUUGAAAGUCAAAUACGCGGUUUGGAGAAUCGCCUAAAAUAUAGCCAAAAUGAUUUGGAUGCUUCGAAAAAGAACAUUAAGGAGUAUGACAAAAAAUUAGAUCAGUUACAAAACGAGCUGGAUCAAAUAGGGCCAAAAAUCAGCGAGAUAGAACGUCGUAUGCAACAGCGUGACUUGAAAAUCCAAGAAAUUAAAGAAAAUAUGAACAAUGUGGAGGACGAUGUGUAUGCUGAAUUUUGUGCACGACUUGGUGUUGCCAAUAUUCGUCAGUUCGAAGAACGGGAACUGGUUCUCCAGCAAGAUCGAGCUAAAAAACGAGCCGAAUAUGAACAGCAGAUUGAUAGAAUUAAUAACAAUCUCGAGUUUGAGAGGUCCAAGGAUACGUCAAAGAAUGUUCAACGUUGGGAACGUGCGGUUCAGGAUGACGAAGAUUCGCUGGAAACGUUUAAACAAGCUGAGACCCGUCAACGCCAAGAAAUAGAAAAAGAUAAGGAACGUAUUGAAAAGCUGAAAACUGAAAAACUUUCGAAAAAAGCUGCGGUAGAUCAAAUGGAAGAAGAAACGGCCAAAGCCCGCAGAGAUGUUCAACAGCAGGCCAAAGAGUUGGCCGCCGUUCAUCAGCAAAUAUCUGGAAUCGAAUCCAAAAUUGAAACAAUGAAAAAUAAGCGACACAAUCUUCUAAUGCAAAGCAAGAUGGACGCUAUUGAUAUUCCGAUGGCACAUGGUAACAUGGAUGAUAUAGUGCAACAAAGCACGGAUAAUCCAUCGGAAAAUUCAUCUCUCACAUCGAUUUAUGAACGAGAAAGUAAGAUACAUAUUGACUACAGUUCUCUGCCGAAGAAUUUGACUAAUCCGUCGGAGCCAGAUCAAGUAAAGAAGGUAGGAGAUAGUUUGGCAAGAGAACUUCAGUCCAAAUUGGACACACUAGAAAAAAUUCAAACUCCGAACCUCAAAGCGAUGCAGAAACUAGACAGAGUAACAGAAAAAAUCCAGAGCACAAAUGAGGAGUUCGAAACAGCUCGUAAGAAAGCGAAGAAAGCCAAAGGCGCUUUCGAAAAAAUAAAAAACGAACGCUGUUCGUUGUUCACCAACUGCUGCAAUCACAUCUCCGAUGCAAUCGACGGCAUCUACAAACAAUUGGCUCGCAACGAGGCAGCGCAAGCAUACCUUGGUCCGGACAAUCCUGAAGAACCAUAUUUAGAUGGAAUCAAUUACAAUUGUGUUGCACCAGGAAAACGUUUUCAGCCAAUGAGCAAUCUCAGCGGAGGUGAAAAGACUAUAGCCGCAUUGGCCCUAUUAUUUGCCAUCCACAGCUUUCAGCCGGCUCCAUUUUUCGUUUUGGAUGAGAUAGAUGCUGCUUUAGACAACACUAAUAUAGGCAAAGUAGCAUCAUACAUCCGAGAAAAGUGCACGAAUUUACAGACGAUAGUAAUUUCAUUGAAGGAAGAAUUCUACAGUCACGCUGAUAUUCUCAUUGGUAUUUGUCCAGAACCUGCCGAAUGUCUCGUCUCACAGACCCUAAUUUAUGAUUUAGAACAAUUUCAAGCAGUUCCAUAAAAAUCUUAAGCUCCUACAUUUGUUCGAACAUUUGAUGUAUUAAUUGCAUACUCUGAUUCCUUAUUUCAUACCGAAAACCUAUUAUACUCUUUUUGUACGCAUAAAAUGUUAAUGUAAUUUACU